AAGGUUUACCUUCUGGCUCUAAUGGUGGCAGUGAUGAAAGCUUACCAUCUUCAGAGAAAAAGAGAAAAGGCUCGGAAGUUUGGGGUCAUAUGGUGAAAAUAACAAAAAAAGUGGGAGACAAAGAUAUACUCGAGGCGGCAACUUGUAACUAUUGCAAAAAAAGGCUCAAGGCAUCACCCGAUGGCAAUGGUACUUCAGCCCUAUUGAGACACCUUCAAAAGCAUUGUCCAAAAGCUUCACUAGAGGCGAAACAAAUUGGGAAAGGGCAACAGCUUCUCACGCUUGGCACAGAAGGUUCACCUAAACCUUAUUCAUACAACAAAGAGAUCCAAAAGGUGUGGCUUGAAGUUCAAACUGAGUUGCUGAUAGAGAGCAGGGGGAGUGUUCAAAACAGUUGCAGUAGUAUAAGCACCUAGCAGACAGCUACUAGGAGCACACUCAUCAACCUCAAGGCCACUUUUUAUAUUUUGUCAGCUUUACUAUUUUCUUAUAUUGCUUUCGAACCAAUUGUUAUUCUACAACAUUUUUUAUCGUUUGGUUUUUAGACUCAAGAUAUUCCAC
Cuscuta epithymum is the source of this 561-nucleotide messenger RNA. Lineage: Eukaryota; Viridiplantae; Streptophyta; Magnoliopsida; Solanales; Convolvulaceae. The record is from the annotation of a GenBank genome assembly.